This is a messenger RNA of Myotis lucifugus (little brown bat), 1072 nucleotides long. RefSeq names its product glutamate-rich protein 5-like. The record is from RefSeq and is a predicted model, not a curated record. Lineage: Eukaryota; Metazoa; Chordata; Mammalia; Chiroptera; Vespertilionidae. The transcript is spliced from 2 exons. Bases 1 to 1038 code for a protein of 345 amino acids.
AUGAACGAUCAAAAAGUAACUUCGACUAUGUAUUUUUCAACCACAGAAGAAAGUGAGUCCUGCUUUGUCCAACCCAAACCCCAUACAUUGGGAAGAGAAUCUGCUAUUUAUGACAAGGCACAAAAGGAAAGCCUUCCUCCAUUAGAGAAACUCAAGAUUUCAGCAGCGUCUACAGCUAAUGGUGUUAAAUCCCUUCAUGAUCAGCCCUUGGCAAAGGAUGCUGCAGACCCGCUGGGAUCCACAGAGAAGAUUCAGCCUUUAGAGGGACCCCAGGAGUCUGGGCCACUUCAGCAAGAUGGCAAAGAUGAAACUCCAGGAGCAGGAGGACAGAAAGAUGUGGAAGCAGUGACAGAGGCCCAGCCUUUAGAAGGAAAUGCCGAGACGGAACCUUUAGGAACAGAAGCCAGGCAUCAGCCUUUGAGGACAGCUGGCGAGAGGGACUCCCCUGGAGCCGUAGGAGACACCGAGACUCCACAGACUGCCAGAGAGAUGAAACCUCUAAGAAGAGCUGGAAAAAUCCCACCUCUGGAAGCAGGUAGAGAGUCACAACCUCCAGCAAAGCCCCAACUCCUAGACACCGUUCCCACGGAGACUGAAGCUCCAGAAAUAUUGGAAGGACGUCAGCCUGUUGAAACAGCCGAGGAACAUCAACUUCAAGAAACACUGGGGAGGGAUGAGCAAUCCCAACUUCUAGAAACAAUGUCCAAAGGGAAAGGAUUUCUGGAAAUAUCGGAAGGAAGUCAGCUUGUGGAAGCAGCUGUAAAGAACGAUUUGAUUCCUAAAACUCCUGAAGGCCUGGUAAACAUGGAGCAGAUUCAACCUGAAGGAAUAGUCGGAAGCGUGGAGCGUCCAGCAGGAACUCUGGAAACAGGGACAAACAUGGCAAUGGUCAGGAAAGUUCACACCAAAAAGGUGGACCACAACAUUGAAGGUGAGACAGGCGAAGAGGUUGGAACAGAGAUGGAGAAAGUAAGUGAAAGAGCUGAAACAAAAGGAGAAGAAACAGGAGGAGCUGUGGAUCUUCCAGCAGCCACCUAGAUAGGUAUGGUGAUGGAAGGGUGAAUGGACACAG